This is a messenger RNA of Choloepus didactylus (southern two-toed sloth), 2596 nucleotides long. It is a transcript of the gene KLHL20, whose product is annotated as kelch like family member 20. Lineage: Eukaryota; Metazoa; Chordata; Mammalia; Pilosa; Megalonychidae. The record is from RefSeq and is a predicted model, not a curated record. Gene Ontology annotation, molecular function: protein binding. Bases 175 to 2052 code for a protein of 625 amino acids. The transcript has 13 exons.
UAGGGGCGGGGGUAGGAAAUAGCUCUCAGGAGCGGCAUCCUGCCUAUACUAGAGGUGGAGGAGGAGUGGGCAGAAGAGGCUGCAGGCAGAGGGGGCAGAGGAGGCUGUAGCAGAAAAGAAACUAUCAGAGCCGGUUCGGCUUUAGCGUGUGGUGAAGGGUACUUUUCAUGGUGCAUGGAAGGAAAGCCAAUGCGCAGGUGUACCAACAUUCGACCAGGAGAGACUGGAAUGGAUGUAACAAGCCGCUGUACCCUUGGAGACCCCAACAAACUGCCAGAAGGGGUUCCCCAACCUGCCCGCAUGCCCUAUAUCUCAGACAAGCACCCUCGACAAACCUUGGAAGUUAUUAACCUUCUGAGAAAGCACCGGGAGCUAUGUGACGUAGUGCUAGUUGUGGGCGCUAAGAAGAUAUAUGCUCAUCGUGUCAUUUUGUCAGCCUGCAGUCCCUACUUUAGAGCUAUGUUUACAGGAGAAUUGGCAGAGAGCCGUCAGACAGAAGUAGUGAUCCGAGACAUAGAUGAGAGGGCUAUGGAACUCCUAAUUGACUUUGCAUAUACCUCCCAGAUAACUGUGGAAGAGGGCAAUGUUCAGACCCUUCUGCCAGCUGCUUGUCUCCUCCAGUUGGCAGAAAUACAGGAAGCCUGUUGCGAAUUCUUAAAGAGACAAUUGGAUCCUUCUAACUGCCUGGGCAUUCGGGCUUUUGCUGACACACAUUCAUGUCGCGAGUUACUAAGGAUAGCAGAUAAAUUCACUCAACAUAACUUUCAAGAGGUGAUGGAAAGUGAAGAGUUCAUGUUGCUUCCAGCCAAUCAACUCAUUGAUAUAAUAUCUAGUGAUGAGCUAAAUGUUCGCAGUGAAGAACAAGUGUUCAAUGCAGUGAUGGCCUGGGUCAAAUACAGUAUUCAAGAAAGACGUCCUCAGUUACCCCAGGUGCUGCAGCAUGUUCGUCUGCCUCUGCUUAGUCCCAAGUUCCUUGUGGGUACAGUAGGCUCUGAUCCCCUCAUCAAAAGUGAUGAAGAAUGCAGAGACUUGGUAGAUGAGGCUAAAAACUAUCUCCUAUUGCCUCAAGAACGGCCCCUAAUGCAGGGACCAAGGACAAGACCACGGAAACCUAUCCGAUGUGGAGAAGUGCUCUUUGCAGUUGGUGGUUGGUGCAGUGGAGAUGCUAUUUCCAGCGUCGAACGAUAUGAUCCUCAAACCAACGAAUGGCGAAUGGUAGCUUCAAUGAGCAAAAGGCGAUGUGGAGUUGGGGUUAGUGUUCUUGAUGACCUAUUAUAUGCAGUAGGAGGCCAUGAUGGAUCCUCUUACCUCAAUAGUGUUGAAAGAUAUGACCCCAAAACAAACCAGUGGAGUAGUGAUGUGGCCCCUACAAGCACCUGCAGAACAAGUGUUGGUGUGGCAGUGCUUGGAGGCUUUCUCUAUGCUGUAGGUGGCCAGGAUGGUGUGUCUUGCCUCAAUAUUGUUGAGAGACUCCAUGCAGGCUCCUGUGGAAAACUGUGUGGCAGUUCCUCAGAAAGGUAUGAUCCAAAGGAGAACAAGUGGACCCGAGUGGCUUCUAUGAGUACCAGACGACUAGGUGUGGCAGUGGCUGUGUUAGGAGGGUUUUUAUAUGCUGUAGGUGGCUCUGAUGGGACAUCUCCGCUCAACACAGUGGAACGCUACAAUCCUCAGGAAAACAGAUGGCACACCAUAGCCCCAAUGGGGACCCGGAGGAAACACCUAGGCUGUGCGGUGUAUCAGGAUAUGAUCUAUGCUGUAGGAGGUAGAGAUGACACUACAGAGCUUAGCAGUGCUGAGAGAUACAACCCCAGAACCAACCAGUGGUCUCCGGUGGUGGCUAUGACAUCCCGCCGUAGUGGAGUUGGCCUGGCAGUGGUGAAUGGACAGCUUAUGGCAGUGGGAGGUUUUGAUGGUACAACAUACUUGAAGACCAUUGAAGUUUUUGAUCCUGAUGCCAAUACAUGGAGGUUAUAUGGCGGGAUGAAUUACCGUCGGCUAGGGGGUGGCGUAGGAGUUAUUAAAAUGACACAUUGUGAGUCCCAUAUAUGGUAAAAUUUAGAAGACAGUCAUGAAUAUGCUCCUCUGUAUUCUGGAGAGCUUUGACUUUGGAGCUUUGUACAGCUCAAGAAAACAUUAGAACAAAUGUUAUUGUUUGCCGCUCCCUCAACAUAUGGAAAUACAAAUCCAACAAAAGUACUUCACCUCCAGGAUGCCACUUUGCACAAAAAUUUUUAAUUCUGUGCAGAAGAAUAUUUAUUUUUGGUUUUAAUUUAUCAUGUAUUUUUUGUACUUAUCUUUCCUCCCACCAAAAAAGAAAAAAAAAGAAGAAAAAAAAAAAGUCUAAAAUUCCAAGCAGCAAAGCUUUAUUUUUAAGGUAUUGGUUAAGUCUGAAAAUACUGAUAAGGGGAGAAGGGCUAUGUGUGAUCUGCAUUAUUUCUAGGCACUCCACUCACAUGACUCCACUACUUAUAAGGACUACCAGUGACAAAGAUAAGUAUGCAAAAUGUAUUAGCUAGCCAUUAUUCUUGCACUAAAGCACCAGAGGACUUGAAAAUCUUAAAUUAAAAAAAAAAGGAAACAUUUCAAAUAGUACAUU